Messenger RNA from Myotis lucifugus (little brown bat), 972 nucleotides. It is a transcript of the gene CIROZ, whose product is annotated as chromosome unknown C1orf127 homolog. Gene Ontology annotation, biological process: heart development. NCBI's taxonomy places the organism in Eukaryota, Metazoa, Chordata, Mammalia, Chiroptera, Vespertilionidae. The record is from RefSeq and is a predicted model, not a curated record.
AUGCAUGAGGCUGCAGGUUUGAAACCGAUUCCACUGGCUGCUGCGUCCCCAACUGCUUGCAUUUUUCUUGUCAAAUGUGAUUACUUCUGCACCCUGAUUCCCGAUGGUGACUUCAUUUUUUAAGCCGGAUACUCAGCCUGCUUGGUGCAGAAGGAGAAAGCAAAUUACAGGCUGGGAAUCAGAAUAUUUCAGAGACGGGUGCAGGGGUUGGAGCAGAGCGACCGCUACAUAAUGAAGUGCCCAGUGUUAAGGUCCAGGCCGGGCCAAGAGAGCGGCCACUGCCGACCCACGUCCACGCAGCUACGGGUGCCCGGGCCUGCCUCUCCCUCCAGUCGCGAACUCCUUGCCAGCAGGGGCUGCGUCUCCUUCAGCCUUUUAUUCUUCAGGGUCCUUAUCGGACGGCCCUGCCCUUGGUCGGGGAAAGGAUUGCCUGCCUCAGCGGCCGCAUCAAGGACUGCUCCCUGCCCACCAUCCCCAGGACCCGAGAACCCAACAGGAAUGCCUUCUGCUGCCUCUUCCCAGUUCCAAACAGCAGGACCAGCCGCUAUGGAAGAUUCUCGGUGCGAGGACCUCCUCCGCAGCCCCCUCCCUGGGGUCCCGAGGACUUCUGUCACCCUAACUGACGGUCUAGGAACUCUCAGGCCAGAGCAGGCCCCCACCCAGCCACCAGGAAGUCCCCUCCUGCUGGGAGGGUUGUCACAGGGUGUGGCUGCCACUGAGCCCACGCAGAGGAGGCCUAGCCAGGCCAGCCAGGAGGUCGAGCCAUUGGUGAGGCUCACUGACCAGCUGGCGGAAGAGUCGGCGGGUCCCCCUGCUUCUUCAGGGAGCCCAGGAAACAUUCUCCGCAGUGGAGGCCUGGGGCCACCCGGGAAGGGGGCCAGAGGGUACCUGGGCCUGUCAUCCCCAGAACCAAGUGAGGACAGGGAGCGGCCAGGACUCACCCUUCUGCUGGGGACACAUCCACUGCCCUAA